Messenger RNA from Amblyraja radiata (thorny skate), 3456 nucleotides. It is a transcript of the gene slc12a8, whose product is annotated as solute carrier family 12 member 8. Bases 181 to 2427 code for a protein of 748 amino acids. Gene Ontology annotation, biological process: cell volume homeostasis; potassium ion homeostasis; chloride transmembrane transport. Gene Ontology annotation, molecular function: potassium:chloride symporter activity. The transcript is spliced from 14 exons. Gene Ontology annotation, cellular component: membrane. Lineage: Eukaryota; Metazoa; Chordata; Chondrichthyes; Rajiformes; Rajidae. The record is from RefSeq and is a predicted model, not a curated record.
CACUGAGACAGUCAGUCCCUCCUGCAGUCAGACAGAGCCCGCUAAACGUGGGCACCGCCGCCACCACAAACUACAGCGACCAAGACAAGAGAAUGAAGUGGUCUCUUAUGAAGACGAGAGGAGACAACCGGAUCAGGCUGAGGUGUUGACGUUCCUCUCUACACCUUUCUCUUUCUGCACAUGGAAGAACUCUGGGACCGAAGGGGAUCAGACAUGGCGACGCUACUGAUGGGGAGCGCCCAGGAAUCUCCGCCCACCCGCCACGUACAAGAACUAUUCCACGAAGCUGCCCAGGUUUCCCAGUCCCAUGUGAAGCCCUGGUGGAAAGUGAAGAUAUUUGUCUGGGAGCCAGUGUUGUUUGGCACCUGGGAUGGAGUCUUCACCACCUGUAUGAUCAACAUCUUUGGAGUGGUUCUGUUUCUGCGUACUGGAUGGCUCGUGGGUAAUACCGGCGUUCUGCUGGGAAUGUUCCUGGUCACCCUGGUGAUCGUAGUGGCUUUGGUGACAGUUCUGUCUGGAAUCGGCGUGUUGGAGAGGUGUAGUCUUGGCAACGGUGGAAUAUACUCGAUGCUCUCCACCGUUCUGGGAGGUCGAGUUGGAGGGACGUUCGGAUUUCUCUACGUCCUUGGACAGUGUGUUGCAGGCGCCAUGUACAUCACUGGCUUUGCUGAAUCCAUUGCUGAUCUACUGAACCUGAGUAACAUCUGGGCAGUUCGAGGGAUUUCCAUUGCUGUACUACUGGGAUUACUUGGAAUUAACCUUGCAGGAGUCAAGUGGAUCAUUCGGUUUCAGUUGCUAUUGUUGGCCUUGCUGGCCAUCUCUACCAUGGAUUUUGUGAUUGGGACGUACACGCAUCUGGACCCCGAUUUUGGAUUUGUGGGCUACACUGAGGAAUUGCUCAAGAACAACACUUUCCCAAACUACAGCCCAGAAGAGACUUUCUUUACAGUUUUUGGAGUUUUCUUUCCCACUGCUACUGGUGUGAUGGCAGGAUUCAACAUGAGUGGAGAUCUCCAGAGACCAGCAUCCAACAUCCCCUUUGGGUCCCUGGCAGCCGUGGGGAUCUCAUGGUUCCUCUAUUUAGUGUUUGUGUUUUUGCUGGGAGCGGUCUGUACAAGGGAGGCUCUCAGAUAUGACUUCAUGAUCGCGGAAAAGGUGGCCCUGGUGGGAUUCCUCUGGUUACUGGGCCUGUACAUUUCCUCUUUAGCUUCUUGCAUGGGAGGUCUGUACGGGGCGCCCAGAAUCCUGCAGUGCAUUGCGCAAGAGAGGGUGAUUCCUGUCCUCGGCUUCCUGGCCAAGGUGAAGGGAGCAAACAAAACUCCAGUGGCGGCGAUAUGUCUGGUCGGACUUGUCACCAUGGCAUUCAUCUUUAUUGGACAAAUGAAUGUUCUUGCCCCAAUAGUCACCAUCAACUUCAUGUUGACUUACAGCGUUAUAGACUACUCCUACUUCUCUGUCUGUAUGAGCGGUGAUAUUCAGCAGAAUGAAAAAAACAGAAACCAAGCCAAUGCCAAAACUUGUAAAUCGGCUCAAACGUUGAACUCGGAUGGUCCACUCAAAUAUGGUGCUGAUGGGUCAGUGAGAGGCCAAACAAAUGGCUCCUUGCUCGAGUUCACCAAGGACAUGAACCAGAUCUUUCACGGCAGGGUAGAAGAGAUGAAAAUGAACGAGGGGACAGAAAGGAGUGGGAAUCACCCGUCCAUGCGAUUGAAGAGUGUGAAGAAAGCCGCAAAACUUUCCCUGCAGGACAGCUUCAUGUUGGACUCGGACAAUUCAUUCGCAACACGUCGAGAGAGCAGCAGUCAGGGCUCUGGGCACGAGCAUGCAGGCGACCUGUCGGAACAAGACACAGGAGAUUCUCAGCCUCUCCAUGAUCCUCCCGCAGCACAAACCAUGGACAACCAACUCGACAACGACAUAGUCGAGUCCACAGGAGGACAAAGUCUUUCUGACACGGAUGAUUCAACUGUAUCUUGUGGAUAUGGUUCCAUUGAAAGACAAAAGUCUCAGGAAACAGAAAUUUACAAAAUGCCACAGUCACUUUAUUCCAGAUUCUGCAAUCGUUGGCUCUCACUCAUCGGUACAAUAGUAUCUGUUCUAAUCAUGUUUAUGAUUCAUUGGAUUUAUGCAUUAAUUAAUAUUGCUCUGGCAUUAUUAAUCUACCUUUACAUUGGACAAAUGAGUCCCGGACUCCCUCUUGGACUAGCUCAUAACUUCCACUUUUUCCGAUGGAUUCAGACAACCUUCCAGGAUUGGGGAAGGAAAGGCUCAACAAGUGAAAAGCAGAUUAUUGUGACCCCAUCGUUUACAGGAGUUGGCAUGGAAACCACUCAACUAACAGAGGAGAACGCUGACUUUGCCUCCCGAGACCGCUACCAUCACUUCUCCGUCAUUAGUCCAGAAGAUCUUCAUCGUCAUUUGAACUAAGUCUUUUUGUACUUAUUGGGUUCUUUUUCUGGUCAGGAUGUUUGCACAAAUGAAAAAUAUGGAUGUACAUUUUAAAACAGAGUUAAAAGAAUUGUAAUAUAUAUACAGACUUAUUACAUAAGUAAGCAGCUAUUGUGUAUAUUUACAUCUUUGAUACGUGUGACCUUUUUGAUUGAUCAUCUAUGUGGCUGUGAUUUAAUUAAGAUUUUUGCCAAAAUAUUUGCAAUGACUUGAAUGUGUAGAUACAUACAGAUAUUUUUUUAUACAAUUUCUGCCUCAGUUGUCAAGUGGAGGGUGAGGUACUGCUAAAAUGGAGGCUUUAAUAUAAAUGUGGGAUGUUUCACCAGGAUUGCUGGGCAGUCCUGAUUAUUUGUGUUAAAAUUUGAUCCCUGUUUCGGAGUGAGUGGAAGAUCCAAAUUCUUGAAUACAAGAAGAUUUUGGUGUGGAUACCUAUCCAAAGCAGAUUUGGUGCUGGGAACCCUUUUAUAUUGAGAAGAAACAUAUUUACCUUUAUUUGCUUCUUGUCCAGCUCUCCUUUUUUCCUGCCCUAGGGAAAUGUUCUUCUCUGGAGUGUGAAAAAUUCUGGUGUCACGAAUGGAAACGGCAUUUUUCAACAGUUUCAGUGAACUUGGAACCAGAGACUGGACAUCACUGGUUUCCUGCGGCGGUAAUCUGUGCUGUGCAACUCUUCGGCAGUUCUCUUGUUCCAUUAAAUGUUGAAAAAUAUUGUUACUGGGUGGGAUCGCAAAUGGUUGAAAGGCGGUGGUAUCAUAACACAAGACUAAUGCUUUCAACUUGCAAAAUAAUUUAAUAAAUGUAAAUAAAAAACAUUUAUAUAAUUUUAAAAGUAUUCACAUUUGCAAGUGGGAUACAUUUCCGAAAUGUAACAAUAAAGAUGCAUGUUAUGGUUUAACAAUGAAUAGAAAGUCCACGUGGAAUGAAUGGAGUUUUACAUCAAGUGUCGCAUCGUUAUAAAUAUGUUAAAAUUGGGUGGAGAAUAAAUAAAAUAGCACAAUGUUAUCAAAAAAA